AUGGCAUCCCUCGAAAGUUUGCGCCAGAUAUGGGCAGAUGUCCUCGGCAUUGAAAAUGACAAAUUUACGGAUAGCGAUAAUUUCAUGACCUUGGGAGGUAAUUCAAUCAAAGCUAUUCAGUUUUUAGGCGAAAUCGCGUCUUUCAUCGACACAAUCGACUUGGCCACUUUUCUUAACAAUGCAACAUUUAAAAAUAUAUGGGACACUAUAAGUGCGUAUCAGCAAAGCGUAAAUGGCGAGACUGCGAAGAAAAGUACACGUAUCGAGCCGAUCGAAACGAUGGACAGCAUCGCUGCUGAUAGCAUGGUUGGCAUAAGCUCUGGCCAACUUGCCUCAGCCCUGGAACGAGUUGGGGUCGCAGAAGAUGAUGUUACGCAAGUUGCGCCAGUGAGCUCUAUUCAAGAGUUCUUUUUACAUCAUCAACAAAAUGGCGGCACAGGAUGUAUAAACUACAUCUACGAAGUUGAAGGGCCCAAUCUGAAACAAGGCUUGAAGCAAUUUACACACUUGCUGGAAAUGAAGAAUCCAAUUUUCCGUACAACCAUCAUCAGUCCAGGCGAAAAUAAGUUUGCAUUGGCUUUGCUUAAAGAAACGGCGUCACAUUGGUCUUAUCCUUCCAGCCUUCGAUCUCUCCUUGACAGCACUACUGCUCAGAAACUUCAGCUGGGCGCUCCAGCCGCGCGAUAUGCUCUUGUGCUUGGAGAUGCAGCCCACCAAGGCCGUAACUUUUUCGCAAUCUCUUUAUAUCACACUCAUUGCGAUGCUUUCACGCGUUUCCUCAUCGACAAAGAAAUAUCGCAAAUCCUGCAAUCUCCGUUCAAAUAUGCAGGAGCUGAGAAUAUCGAACGCCCGUGGUUUGGCGCUUUUGUCAAACAUCAGCACCUCAUUGCACCGCAGGAAGAGGUCAUGAAAUUUUGGGAAAAUUAUUUGCGUGGCGCAAAUGUUGCCAAUAUCCAUCCACUUGACCAAGCUGUGGUGAGCGGAAGCGUCGAGAAUGUCUUAAAGGACAUGCUUCCAGUUCCCUUUAGCAAUCCCCAGCCCAACGGCGAUACGCCAAGGAACCCAACACAAGUCAUCCUCGCUGCAUGGGCAAUGGCCCUGGCAAAACUAUCAGGACACCGAGACAUCACGUUUGGCCUCUGUCGCCACGGAAGAUCUUCGAAUACGUUUGCCGACGUGUGGCGUGUCAUGGGGCCCUUGGUUAAUGCGGUACCAUUUCGAAUUUCUGUACAGAGCAAGCAGGAGCCUAUAACAGAGCUACUACAGCGAGUCCAAGAUGACAUUACGACCACAACCAAGUGGGAGCAGGGGUUUGCUCCUGGUGUGGUCCCCAGCGCUGACGGGCGGCCUUGGGUGCAGUCUUUUGUCAAUUUGAGAUCCGAGUUGAACAAAUCCAAGGAUGUGUGCGGCACAGAUGCCAGUGAUUCAGAUGUCACUAAGAUUGUCCCCAGGCCAGAUCUGGAUAAUUUCAAUACUGACUACCACUGGGCUGUCAUAUUGAUGGUCAAACGGCAACGCAAUCAAUACGAAGUCUCGAUGCUGUACAACUCAUCGCUUAUUGAUCAUAGGCGAGCAAACACUCUAUUCGCCGAUUUCAAGUCACUUAUGAGUACAUUGGAAGCAGAUGUUGACAUAAAUGUGGGAAGUUUAUUAGAUCGGCCCCAAGUGGCACUCUAG
Messenger RNA from Trichoderma atroviride IMI 206040, 1677 nucleotides. Its product is annotated as putative NRPS-like protein biosynthetic cluster. NCBI's taxonomy places the organism in Eukaryota, Fungi, Ascomycota, Sordariomycetes, Hypocreales, Hypocreaceae. Gene Ontology annotation, biological process: secondary metabolite biosynthetic process; amino acid activation for nonribosomal peptide biosynthetic process. Gene Ontology annotation, cellular component: cytoplasm. Gene Ontology annotation, molecular function: catalytic activity; phosphopantetheine binding. The record is from RefSeq and is a predicted model, not a curated record.